Haplochromis burtoni (Burton's mouthbrooder) is the source of this 558-nucleotide messenger RNA. RefSeq names its product interferon a3-like. Lineage: Eukaryota; Metazoa; Chordata; Actinopteri; Cichliformes; Cichlidae. Bases 1 to 558 code for a protein of 185 amino acids. Gene Ontology annotation, molecular function: cytokine receptor binding. The transcript is spliced from 5 exons. The record is from RefSeq and is a predicted model, not a curated record. Gene Ontology annotation, cellular component: extracellular region. Gene Ontology annotation, biological process: defense response; response to exogenous dsRNA.
AUGAUCAGCAGGAUUUUCAUCGCUUGCCUGUUUCUCGGGAUGUACAGUACGGGCUCUUUGCUAGGUUGCAAAUGGAUUGUAAAUGAUCGAGACGAAAUAAAAGAUCAAUUCCAUGUGUACAACAAGAGAGCUUUGGGUUUCCUUGAUAUGAUGAUUACUAACACCACUAAGGAUGCUGAAAUUGAGCACACAGUGGCUUUCCCUAAUGAACUGUAUCACCAGAAGUCCAAUGCAACAGAUGAGGAUAAACUGGCUUUGAUAGUUCAGAUUCUGAAGGAGCUGUUUGCCCUGUUUGAGGAGCAUCGCAGCUCUGCACCAUGGGAGGAGAACACAGUGGAGAACUUUCUCAGUAUUGUCGACAAAAUGGCUGAAGAGCUUAACUCCUGUGUUGGAAGCCACAGCAACACGACACAGCUGUCGCAUUUCACGAGUCUCUCAAAUGAAACCCUAAAGGCCAAUGGUUACAGUGCUGAAGCCUGGGAGACGAUCAGGAACAUAACAAAAGAACAUCUGAGGCGAUGCGGAUCUCUGGUUGAGUCUCUGGGAAAUGCCCACUAA